Penicillium cosmopolitanum is the source of this 1443-nucleotide messenger RNA. Its product is annotated as annexin. Gene Ontology annotation, cellular component: cytoplasm. Gene Ontology annotation, molecular function: calcium ion binding; calcium-dependent phospholipid binding. The transcript is spliced from 2 exons. Lineage: Eukaryota; Fungi; Ascomycota; Eurotiomycetes; Eurotiales; Aspergillaceae. The coding region runs from base 1 to 1443 and encodes 480 amino acids. The record is from RefSeq and is a predicted model, not a curated record.
AUGUCUUAUCAACAAUACCCCCCUCCAAACCAGCCUCCAUACGGCGCAUACCCUCCUCAGCAGGGUCAUCCUCCCCAGGGCUAUCCCCAGCAACCUCCCUACCCUCAACAACCCUACGGUGCUCCUCCCGGUGCUCCUCCUCCACACCAACAAGGCCACUAUCCUCCUCAGCAAGGCUACGGUCAGCCUCCCCCCCACAGCCUCCGCAUGGACAGGGUCACUACGGUGCUCCCUCCCCUCAACCCCCAGCAGGCUAUCACGCUCCAUCACCGCAGCCACCGUACGGACAAGCUCCCCCCACCUGGUCAACAACCCUACGGCCAGCCACAACACGGCUAUGCCCCUCCCCCCGGGCCCCCCAGAGGUCCCGGCUAUGGCGCCCCUCCUCCAGGCGCAUUCGGUGCUCCCCAUGGUGCUCCCCAGGGUGCUCCCCAUGGUGCACCUCAUGGCGCACCCUACGGUGCCCCAAUGGGACCCCCAGCCAUGCCAUCACUAGGCUAUACGCCCGGUCAAACAGCACCAGGAGACUUCCGCCAACAAUGUGACAUCCUCCGCAAAGCAAUGAAAGGCUUCGGUACCGACGAGAAAGCCCUGAUCUCCGUCCUGGCCCCGCUAGACCCGCUCCAAAUGGCCGCCGUGCGCGCCACAUACACCACCCACAUCGGCCGCGACCUGUACAAGGACGUCAAGUCCGAGACGGGCGGAUAUCUCGAGCAAGGCCUCCUAGCUGUGAUCGAAGGACCGCUCGCGCACGACGUAGUCUGCGCCCACGAAGCAAUCGACGGAAUGGGCACCAAGGAAUGGAUGCUAAACGAUAUCGUCCUGGGUCGAUCGAACGCCGAUCUCAACGCCAUCAAGACAGGCUACGAGCGCAAGUACCGUCGCAAACUGAGCGACGACGUCGCCGGCGAUCUCUCCUUCAAAACGGCCGACCUUUUCAAGGCUGUUAUCCGCGCCGAUCGUCGCGAGGAGUCCGUCCCCAUCAACCCGCAAGCUGUCGAGGAUGAAGUGCGCACGCUGCACGGAUCUACCGCCGGCCGGAUGGUUAAUAACAUCGCCGAAGUUUCGGGGAUUCUGGCCCGCUCGUCGGACGCGGAGCUCAGGGCUAUUGAUCAGGGAUUCCAUCGCCGGUAUAAUGUUUCGCUGGAGAAACAUCUCGAGAAGGAGUUUUCGGGUCAUAUGGAGGAUGCUUUCUUGCAUAUGCUUCGUACGGCGACGGAUCCUGCUAUGCGGGAUGCUAUUCUGCUUGAGGAGUGCAUGGCGGGCAUGGGGACUAAGGAUGAAAAACUUGUUGUUCGUCUGGUUCGGGUUCAUUGGAACAGGAAUCAUAAGGAACGUGUCAAGGCUGCCUAUCGCCAUCGCUUUGGUAAAAACCUGAUUGACCGUGUACGUGGGGAGACAUCCGGUGAUUACGGGCGCUUGAUGGUUGCUCUUUUGGAGUAA